GUAGGAGGUUUCCGCGUCCCGCCUGGCACGAUGCUGUUGGUAAACGCGUGGGCCAUACAAAACGAUCCUCAACUGUGGGACGAACCGGAUAAAUUCAAACCGGAGAGGUUCUUAGGGCCGGAAGAUGAGAGGGAUAGGUUCAAGUUUUUUCCUUUUGGGGCUGGGCGGCGGAGGUGCCCCGGCGAAGGUUUGGCCGUGCGGGUGGUUCCCUUGGCGACAGGAUCACUGAUUCAGUGCUUUGACUGGGAGAGAGAAAGUGAGAAGAUGGUGGAUAUGAGCGAAGGACCUGGGCUUUCUAUGCCCAAGGCUCGGCCCUUAAUUGCAAAGUAUAGGCCCCGCCCAGCCCUGAUGAACCUGCUAUCCGAGCUUCAAUAAUAGUUUUUUUUUUUUGGGGGGGGGUUGGUGUGGUAUGGACAUUGUGUAGCAACAGUAACACCCUGCUGCGGAAUAUUUAGUUUGUCUUGUGUAGGGUACGUUUCUUUUAAACAAUGAUAGAAGAAUAAGUCCUUGCUAUUAGG
This is a messenger RNA of Rubroshorea leprosula, 518 nucleotides long. The record is from the annotation of a GenBank genome assembly. NCBI's taxonomy places the organism in Eukaryota, Viridiplantae, Streptophyta, Magnoliopsida, Malvales, Dipterocarpaceae.